Funneliformis caledonium is the source of this 1590-nucleotide messenger RNA. The record is from the annotation of a GenBank genome assembly. Lineage: Eukaryota; Fungi; Glomeromycota; Glomeromycetes; Glomerales; Glomeraceae.
AUGGCACAAGAUCUUUCAGCAGAAUGUUUACAACAAAUUAUUUCAUAUCUCGAAGAUGAUAAUAAGUCUUUACAUUCAUGCUUGCUUGUAAAUCGUUUUUGGUGUUAUAAUACUGUCAGCACUUUAUGGCUUCGUCCUUGGCGUUCUUAUGAAAUUACACAAACCUCGGCAACAAGCUUAAUUCAAACUUAUGUGGAUUGUUUGCCAGAAGAAUCAAAGUUUAAUUUAUAUAACAAUGGAAUUACACGUAAAAAACAUCUAACGUCAACUACUCCUAUUUUUGAUUAUCCUUCAUUUUUACGUUCUCUCGAUUACGAUUAUAUGUAUUGGUCAAUUUCACAAUGGCUAAUAUCUUGUUGGCUUUAUCGUGUCUUAAAUUGUGAGGAUGAAAUCAACGAAUGCCAAACGGAUCGCGUUGAAGAAGAUAUCAUAAGAGACGCACCGGAAGAAAAAUUUAGUGAUGAUGAAUAUAAUGAUGACAGGGCUGAAGAAGAAAAUGAAAAAAAAGCCAUUCUUGUAGCGAGAGAAUUAUGUAAACUUUUUAAGAAUAGAUGCAAAACUUUUCAUGAUCUUCGGUUGGAGAAUAAAGCCAUUCAAAGUGAUGAAUUUCCGUUCUUACCAUUACCCAUUGGUCCUUAUAAUUACUUGGAAAAUCUACAACAACUUGUUUGUUUAGGCGAUAACAAAUCCGAACUUUUACUCGCCAUAUCAAAUGUUUGUAAAAGUUUACGUAGAAUUUAUAUAGGCUUCCCACUAGCACUUCAAUGGAAAUCUCAUUACGAGUCUGAUGCAAUAAGUUUAGGUGCUCUAAUCAAAAAACAAAUACGACUAGAAAAUAUUUGUUUGUAUGGAUAUAAACGGUUAAUAUCUUGCUUAAUAGAGUCUCUUUUAUCUCAGUCAAAGUCUUUGAAUACUCUGGAAUUAAUGUAUACUGAUUUUAGAGAAUCACAAGAUUAUCAAAGUCUGACAAUAUUACCUACUUGCAAAAAUUUAACAUCGUUAAAAAUUCAUAAUUGUUUUAUUCCUCCUGAUGAUGGAAUAAUGCCAUUAACUUCUUUACAACAAUUAGAAGAAUUUGACUUUUGCAACGAAUGGAAUCCUCUUUAUCCAUUACCACAGCAGAAAUUUUGGGAUGAAUUAUUUAAAAAUAAUACUAAGACCUUGAGAAAAUUAUCAUUAUGGUGGAUUAGAUCUGAUUCAAAGGAUGGUGCGAAGAUUAUUGAUUCAAUUAUAAAACAAUGUUCUGAAAAUAUUUCCGUUCUACAUUUACCUAUAUUAUGGACAAAUGAAAUAUUGAAUCUAUCUAGUUAUUGUAAACAACUUAAAGAAUUUAGUUUUAGUGGUGAUGAUUUUGAUGCAAAUGAAUUUUUAUCACAAUUAGGUAAAUUUGUUCCAGCUACUUUAGGUUCUUUAACUAUUAAGGAUGGUCAUUGUGGUGGUUGGAACUUUACUGAAAAAUGCUUAAGCUCUUUUCUUUCUGGAUGCCGUGCUAAAUUACGAAUUAUGGAUUUAACUUCUUGUUCGUGUAUGACUGAUAGACAUUAUGAUGUUAUUAAUAGGCGAGGAGUUAUUAAUUGUUUACACAAAUAA